GCUGCGGUACGGGACACGGAACCGAUAUAACGCAGACCAAUGCUUUGAAUCAAUAGCGCGGUCAUUUUUGAACACUACACCCACCUAGAGGCAAAUAAAUAAAAUUACAGGUACUUGCUGGUACAACCGCAAUGGAAACAUCUGAGCAGUUUAAAGAUAAAAUGGAGGAUAAAUGGAAGUCCCUAAAAAGCUAUGUCAUUCCUAAAGUUAAAACAGCAGCUGAAAGAGGAUAUCUUGCUCGUGACAUGACCAGUGAGAGGGAAUAUUAUGAUUUUCUAGAUAUUCUUAAUAAAGCAAGACUGAAUACACUUUGUGAGCUAAAGUCAUCAUGGGACUUUGGGGAGCCCAAGAUGAUCUGCAAUCCAGAUUUGGAAAAAAAGUAUUUUGAAAAGAGGUCAGAGAUUCGAGAAUAUGGGAAAAAUUAUUUAAAGGAACAGUUUUGCUUUCUUGUACUAACAAAAGCAGCCACAGUGGACAUAUGGCAAAAUGGUUUAAGCAUUAACAGUUCAUCUUUUAAUAAGCUUGGCAACCCUCAGCUUGGAGUAUAUGUUUUCAGGCACAUUGACGUGGCCCUGAUCUGGGCACAAAUUAAUUCUAAAAAUUCAGAUGUUGUUAUAGUUUUCAAGGUGCUGUUUGGUAGAGUUAAAAAAAUCCAGAAGAUUGGGGAAACUGAUCUGAAACCAACGUCAGAAUUUGAUAGUCACGUAUCCAGCAAUAUACCUACUUGGAGUGAUUCCUUUGAUGCACAAAUAUCUAACUCAUUGGUAUAUUUAUAUGAACAUGAUAUCAAUUGCAAGCCAGUGGACAAACCCAGGCAUUGCCUUCCCUAUGCUUCAGUAUCUGUCAGAUUUCUUGGACAGAAAACUGGGACAGAUCUUGUUCACACACAUGUAGCAAGACUAAAACUGAAGUCUGAAAGUGAAAGAGAAUCAGAAACAAAGCAGACGUCCUUCAAGCAUAUUUCUAAAAGGAAAUUCAGUUUACAACAAUAUGAGAAAAGUGGGGUACCCCUACCAAAGAAAAGGUCAACUGUGUAUUGCAAAGAUUACUUCUUCUCAACGAGAACAACAGGGAUAAAAGGACCAUUAAGUAAUAUAUUAUCCAGUCCUGAGAAUGCAGAAGACGGUGUUGUGCCAAAGGAAUUCCACCCAAGGGAAGUGAUUGAUCCCUCUCUAAAUUAAUGUUGCAAUCUGAAUACAAGAUCAUUAACCCUUAUGCCCGCUGCAAUAUUCAGCUUGCAUAAAAGGCAUAGAAACCCUGGCCACAGAAUAGGGAUUGUUAGUGAGUAUGAAAGCAACCAUCAAAAGUAGACAGGGUGAUAACCCUUUAUUAAUCAUGGUCUUUGCCUCACUGAAGACACUUUUUUCACAUUUUUGAUAAAUGUAUCUACAUAUUUAUAAUAAAUAUUAAUAAACCAUAAAAACAAUGUCA
This is a messenger RNA of Xenopus tropicalis (tropical clawed frog), 1431 nucleotides long. Its product is annotated as protein TASOR-like. The transcript has 8 exons. The record is from RefSeq and is a predicted model, not a curated record. Lineage: Eukaryota; Metazoa; Chordata; Amphibia; Anura; Pipidae. Gene Ontology annotation, biological process: regulation of double-strand break repair via homologous recombination; male meiotic nuclear division; homologous chromosome pairing at meiosis. The coding region runs from base 132 to 1181 and encodes 349 amino acids.